Cucumis sativus (cucumber) is the source of this 2288-nucleotide messenger RNA. RefSeq names its product class V chitinase CHIT5. The transcript has 2 exons. Gene Ontology annotation, cellular component: extracellular region. The record is from RefSeq and is a predicted model, not a curated record. Gene Ontology annotation, biological process: carbohydrate metabolic process; chitin catabolic process. Gene Ontology annotation, molecular function: chitin binding; chitinase activity. Bases 357 to 1517 code for a protein of 386 amino acids. NCBI's taxonomy places the organism in Eukaryota, Viridiplantae, Streptophyta, Magnoliopsida, Cucurbitales, Cucurbitaceae.
UUAAACAAACCUCAUGCCUGUUCCGGCGACGGUGACGUUAUCUCCACCCUCAUCUUUGAUCACUCGUAAUUGCUUCUUCAACUUUGAAAGUCGAUAUAUAAAGAAACAAUUUCGUCUUUGUCCCCUUCUCAAUUUACUUGCUUUUUUUUCUUUUUGUUUGGAAAAGUAGUAUUGUAAUGAACGCACUCACAGCCGGCCUCAAGCACAAAUUUCGAUACAAACACAAACAGAGCAUUCCAUUAAUCUUACCUCCAGCUUCUAACACAAAUAUGAUAUAAUCAAUGUUCAUUUUCCUCAAUUCAAACAAUUUGCAUCAAAUAUCACUCGUUGAUUCCCUCUUUUUAUGAGUUUCAAUCAUGCCCCACAUCCACAAAUUCAUUCCCUCACACAUUUACUCUCUUCUUCUGCUUACUGUUGCAAUACUCUCUGUUUUUUCCCCUGUUCUUGCCGGUGAAUCAUCGCCCGAAACUUCCGAUAUCCGAGGCGGUUACUGGCUUUCAUGGCUAGCCCAAAACUUCCCUCCGUCGGCAAUCUCCACCUCCCAUUUCACCCACCUCUUCUACGCAUUCCUCGAGCCAAAUAACGUAACCUUCGAAUUGAUAAUCACUCCCAACGACGACCAAUGGAUGAGAAAUUUCACCUCCACCAUUCACGCCGUCGACUCCCAAAUCAAAACCAUCCUCUCAAUCGGUGGUGGCGGCUCCUCUGUUCCCAUAUUUUCUGCCAUGGCUGCUACCCAGACCACCCGCUCCGCCUUCAUCGCCUCCACCAUCUCCAACGCAAGAUUCUACGGCUUUGACGGCCUUGAUCUAGAUUGGGAAUUCCCAAAUUCCACAGACGACAUGUCCAAUUUGUCUUUGCUCUUCCAAGAAUGGCGUCAAGCAAUCGAAACAGAAUCCUCCUCGAACAUCGGCCGAGCUCCACUGAGCUUAUCGGCAGCCGUCUCGUACGCUUCCAGUUUUCAAUCGCCGCCGAGAUCGUACCCUGCCGACGCCAUAACCAAGUUCGUCGAUUUCGUCAGUCCAAUGUGCUUCGAUUACUUCGGAAAAUGGACGCCAUCGGCUACCGGAUCACAGGCUCAACUCUUCGAUAAAACAAGCAAUUUGAGCACCAGCUACGGCGUAAAUUCGUGGAUAGAGGCUGGGGUUCCGCCGGAGAAAUUGGUAAUGGGGUUGCCGGUGUACGGGAGGACGUGGCGGUUGAAGAAUGGUUGUGAUCAUGGGAUUGGAGCGCCGGCGGAGGGAGUGGGGCCAGGAAAUGAUGGUGUUAUGAUCUAUUCUGACGUGUUGGAUUUUAAUUCGGCAAAUGGCGCCACGGUGGUGUUCGAUACGGAGUCCGUUUCGACGUAUUCGUUCGCGGGAACCACUUGGAUUGGGUAUGAUGGGCCGAGUUCUAUUGAUGAGAAGGUUAAGUUUGCCAAGGCCCAUGGGCUUCGUGGGUACUUCUUUUGGGCCCUUGGAUAUGAUAAGAAUUGGACCAUUGCUGAAACAGCUCAAAAUGCAUGGAUGUGUGGGUGAUGAUAAAAUUUUAAUUCGAUAUAAGAGAGAUUCAUUUUUCUUGAUUUAGAGCGCAACCAAAACAUAGUUCAAGUGACAAGUUAUUAUAGAUUCUUUUAUUGGAAUCUUUCUUAAUAGUAUUUUCAAAUAAGAUAUCGAAUUCACUUAUGUCUAGUUGUAUUGAAAGUAACAUGUAUACCCAUUAAAAUGAUUUGUCUAAGUACUUCAACGUUGUUUCGCUAAACAAAGAAUAAGAUUCAUUUUCAUCCUUCAUGACUUAUUAGUCUUUAAUAUAUAAAAAAUUAAAUCCUAAAUUUUAGAUCUUCUAGAUGAUGUUUUUUUAUACAAUCCACGUUGUAAAAUUGCCAUCUAUGUUUAGAUUGAUUUUUUUAAAGUAUUUACAAGCUCUCUUUUUAAAAUGGUAAAACGACAAUUAAAAAGUUAAUCUAAACAUGCAUUACACGAACCAUUUUUAUUUAAAUUAAAUAAUUUAACUACGAGAUAUUUAUAUAAUUUUUGUAGAAGAAAAAAAACAUAUAAAUAUAGUUAUUAAUAAAUUGAGCACAUUUAUUUUGAUUUUGAUUGGAAAGUGAAAACACAUUCAUCCCAAUCCAUUCAAAUCUAAACAUUUGUAUGGUGACAUUUUAGGUCAAACAUCAUGUUUUCAAAUAAACCAAUAAUUACAUUAAAUAACAAAAUUUCUACAUAAUACUUCAAUCAAUAUAUUAGCUUUCUAAUAAUAUGUUAUUUAAAUAUUUUGGUGAUCAUCACAUAUAUAAUACUAAACAAAAA